UGUGAAAACAUAAAUUAUAAUGAAACCAGUGGGUUGCAAUCAGUAGCCUCUAGCACAUCAGCUGAAAUCACUGAUACAAUCGAAGUCGAAGAGAAUCAAGAUAAUGAAAUGCAAAGUUUGGCCUCAAGUUUUAAG
Molecule: messenger RNA, 135 nt
Organism: Racocetra persica
Lineage: Eukaryota; Fungi; Glomeromycota; Glomeromycetes; Diversisporales; Gigasporaceae
Source: the annotation of a GenBank genome assembly